GGAGCCAAAUUUACUAUCCUUUUCGAAAUGGCCACAGAAGUGGAUUGCGACGCUAUGAAAGCCGAAAACAUCCGUCUACGACACACGUUGUUCGUGAUGGUCACAGAUAGACAGAAAAUGGCGUCCAAAUUAACGGGCGUUCAGAACCUUGGACAACAACUGCAGAAGAAAGAAAUAGAGAAUAGUAAUCUUAGAGAAAAAAUUGAACGGAUAGAAGGUUCUCUGGCGAGAGCAGAGAACAGAAUAACUCAGUUAAGUCUUCAAGCGGGCAACGGCCAACAUUUGAGCGGCCAAACCGCCAUUGUUACGCCAGGAGUUUCAAAGAAGGUUUUAGAAGCAUUAACUCGCGAUAAUACAAGACUAAAACAAGCUCUGGACCACUUAACCAACAGAGGACCAGCCGGGGUUGACUUGGCAGUGGAGAAUAAGGAACUACAUGAAAUAAUCAUGAACCUUAGAGAUGAAAAGAACAUGAAAAGCAAUGAAGUAAAAGAAUUAAAAGCAGCUCUAAGUGCUGCCCAUGAAGGCAACAUUGAAUUAAUGAAAGGCCAAGUGCUGCGCCUCACUGCAUUGGUCACAAAGCUUGAGAGAAACCUCAAUGCCAAACAAGUGUUUUGUGAAACUGUGGUGACAGAGAAUGAUUCAUUGAAGAAUGAAUUACAGUCUCUUAGGGAUGAUAGGGUAACUAGAGUGAGAGAUCUAAAGAGAGGACUGGGCCAACUGUCAACACAGCCAGACGUCCGUAGAAUUUUGAACCAGGUGUAUGAUACUCCAGAUGGAGACCCAGAGGAAUAUGCUUCUUCAGAAGAGCAUACCACGCUCAAAGAGGAGGUUUCAAAAUUAACCAGGGAAUUAGAGGCUAAGGCUGCUGAAAGGGAAGAAUUUAUUGUAGAAUUGAACAGAAGGAAGGAAGAACAGACCCAAUCAAACAAUCUCCACACUGCUCAGCUUAAAUCUUUUGAAGAAGGGCAAGCACAGAUGUUACGACAGCUACAUGCAUUGAGUGAUGAACUUACAGAAGUGAAGAGAGAUCGUGCAGAAAAAGAUAUACAACUUAAAGAUAAUGAGAUGGAACAAGAACUCAUGCGAAAUGCACUUGAAGGCUAUGAAAAUGAUUUUAAGAUGGAAAGACAAGAGAAGGUCAAGGCCUUGUCAGAUCGUGAGCAGGUGUCACGUGAAAGGGAUCAAUUCAAGCAACGUUUCGAACAACUAAAGCAGGAACACAUUGGCUUGAGACAAAACAUUGAGCGAAUGUACUCAGAAGCUCAGAGACAGCAUGCCCAAGGUCAAAACAGACUUCCAACUCCAAGCCGCACAUGUGCAGCUCAAGUUCAGGAACCAUGGCAACAAGUACAUCAAAGUCCAAUGAGAGCUAGAGCUUUUGGAAUGGAAGUGAAGGCUGAUGGACAUGGGCCGGAUGUGACAGACUGCCCAACUUCUCCGCCGAAGGAUGCAAUGCGACGUUUUACCAGCCAAGGAAGUCAGUUGCAGUGUCCCAACUGUAGAAAACUUUUCCCUCAUGAUCUGCUUGAAAAUCACAUGAGAGACUGUACAGGAGAUGAUUAGCAAUGAGUUUAGCUUACACAAGGAAGAUGAGUGUACGAUCUGAAAUGUCUUUGACAGGAAUGGAAUGCUAGCAAGAUUAAAGAAACUGCUAUGAGCAUGUGGCUGACCUACUGGAUGUCUGAAACCACACACUGACUGUUGUGGAUUUGGCGAGAUAGUUGUUAUCAUUUUGCUCGUGUGAUGUAAUUCAAAUACGAAAAUGGUGCAGCCACACAAGGAAAGGGUGAAGAGAGAGACUGGUGUCCUGUGGUACCCGAUGCUUACUGAGGGGAUACAAAACAAUGCCAAGUGUAAGGGAACAAUGCUAUGAAAGUCAAGUUAUGAAAGGGUUUGCUGUUUGAUGCUAGCAUUAUUGCUAUUGCUAGCAAAUAGCUCCCCUUGUUUUCAAGCCAGAUUGAAGAGAGGAAGACACUUUUGGCUUGAAGGAGUUCUGUGAGGCGCAGUUCUUUGUUCAAUGAUAGGAAGUGUGGAAGCAAUUUUUGCAUCUGAUUCACAAUGCAUGGAGUUAUGAUAUCUGCACAAAUGCUUUUGAUCAGUAGAAGAUGCAAAAUGUUUGGAGAAGAAAUGUUCAAAGGUUUGUAAAGACUACAUUUAGUUUUACUCAAAAACAUCAUUGGGGAGUUAUGAAUGAAUCUCUGUUUUUAAUCAAUAGAGAGGAUGAAAUUUACUCCUUCAACUGUUAAGUAAGAUGAUGUCAACUGUUAAGACUGCCAAAAAUAAGAGCGAGCAAGAAAAGCACUAAAACAUAAUUAGUUAGAAGUUUUCAAUUAAAAGAAAAGAGUCGGAGACCUGCUCCUUUCAAAUAUAUAUAUUUCUGCAAAAUACCGCUAGAGAAACUAGUUUCUCUACAUUCGCUUCAACGUUGUACAUUCACUAUAAAGAACAAUACAUUUGUUAAUGACACUAAAACUACCAGAUCUAAGCAAUUUUUUUGAGUACAAUGAUCAAGAGAAAGCAAGAUAAAUAAACAUAUUUAAUCUUGUUCCGGGAAAGGAACUAGUGAUUUGGUAGAAGCUAGGAGGAGAUACACUCAAGGCGGUGAAAGCUGUUGGGAUUUUCCAUGUAAAUCAUUGAGACCUAGACCUUGUUCAAUUUAUUCAACUUUAUGUCCUUUGACAUUGGAACAUUUGACGUUCCCUCUCUAAGAGAGGCAUAGUUUGGUUGUUAUUUGAAUAGUUUGCUGUAGCAGAAUUAGCUUUGCAUUUUUGAAAAUGAAUUUUUGUGUGUAGAUAUUAAAUUAUGAUGGUACAUGUUUUUGUAAAUGCUCUGCUAAAGUUUUUCUCUAUCAAUAAAAAGUAUCGUCUAAGGGAAAUUUUAUUUGAAA
Pocillopora damicornis (cauliflower coral) is the source of this 2890-nucleotide messenger RNA. RefSeq lists its product as uncharacterized. Lineage: Eukaryota; Metazoa; Cnidaria; Anthozoa; Scleractinia; Pocilloporidae. The record is from RefSeq and is a predicted model, not a curated record.